GGAAAGUCCACACACAUAAUGUCUGACACCAUCUUAAAUAAGAUUACCUUAGGUGAAUUUAUGGAAAAUAAAAAAAAUAAAAUAAGAGUGUUUAGUUUUUUACUCUCAAUAAUUUAAAAAAAUAUAGUGUGUUUAGUUAUAAAUAAAAAAUAUAACAAGAUAGAGUGUUUUUGUUUUGGUAAAUUUUGUAUUUAGUAUAUAUUACCUAAUAGAUUUUGUGCCAGAAAGCAGCAUGAUGGAUCACAAGCACACAAGUGGGGAUAGUGAGGCAAUCUUGAGGUCUAAGAAAGAGGUGAAGUGGUACAUGGCUUUGUUGGGGAUUAGGAUUGUUGCUUUUGUGUUAUGUUUGAUUGCUUUCUAUAUGUUGGGUGCUAAUGAGCAAAAGGUUUUGGUAAAUGAGGAGAUAACAAAUUGGUUCUCGAUCGGAAUCUCUGUUAAAACUCCAUACGAAUUCCGUUGGUAUGACUACGAUGAAUUCAAGUAUAGUUUUUCAGCAAAUGUGAUUGGAUUUGUGUAUUCUGGAUUGCAAAUUUGUUAUCUUGUGAAGUACUUAAUCACAAAAAAUCACACUAUAAACCCCAAGUUGCAAGGUUACUUCAAUGUUGCUUUUGAGCAGACAUUGGCAUAUGUCCUAAUAUCAGCUUCAUCAUCAGCUGCAACUGCAGCUCAUCUUUACAAAAGCUAUUGGAUUGAACAUGGUGCACACAAAUUCAUUGAAAUGGCAGAUGCAUCUGUUGCUAUCUCCUUCUUUGCAUUUGUAACCUUUGCCUUAGCUUCUCUUGUCUCUGGUUUCAUCCUAUUUAGGUUCACAAUCACAUAGUAAUAAUUACUCUAAAUAUAUGACACAUAUAGAUAAUUGAGACAAUUAAAUUUCAAGUAUACAAUGGACAAAUGAUGAAGCUUUAUAUGUGUCAAGUAUACAAUGGACGAAUGAUGAAACUUUAUCAUUUCUGAAUUUUGCAGAUUUUCAUAUUUUAAGAAAUAAGGUUUGUUUCAGAGGAUCUUUUACUUUUCAAAAAUGAUAAAAUAUUACUCUAUCUGUACAUUUUAAGUGUUACUUUUGACCGUUUUACAUACGUCAAAGCACAACUUUGAUCGCUAAUA
Messenger RNA from Trifolium pratense (red clover), 1104 nucleotides. RefSeq names its product CASP-like protein N24. Bases 233 to 820 code for a protein of 195 amino acids. The record is from RefSeq and is a predicted model, not a curated record. Lineage: Eukaryota; Viridiplantae; Streptophyta; Magnoliopsida; Fabales; Fabaceae. The transcript is spliced from 3 exons.